Fimicolochytrium jonesii is the source of this 936-nucleotide messenger RNA. RefSeq names its product geranylgeranyltransferase type II. The record is from RefSeq and is a predicted model, not a curated record. The transcript is spliced from 8 exons. Gene Ontology annotation, biological process: protein geranylgeranylation. Gene Ontology annotation, molecular function: Rab geranylgeranyltransferase activity. NCBI's taxonomy places the organism in Eukaryota, Fungi, Chytridiomycota, Chytridiomycetes, Spizellomycetales, Powellomycetaceae. Gene Ontology annotation, cellular component: cytoplasm; Rab-protein geranylgeranyltransferase complex. Bases 1 to 936 code for a protein of 311 amino acids.
AUGUCCGCCGGUCAGCAUCAUCAAAGGAAGUCCAAAAUCUCCGAGGAGGUUCUAGAAGCACAACGGGAAAAGUCCCGAAAGAAGCUGGGAGAGUAUCGCAAACUUACAGACGCUCUUUCAAAAAAGCGACGAGAUGAUAUAUACGAUAACGAGGCGUUUGACCUCACGACAAAGAUCCUGGCCAUGUGUCCUGAAUACUACACCAUGUGGAAUUAUCGCCGGAAAAUCAUGCUGGACCGGCGGAAAACACUAUCAGACGAAGCCUACCAAUCCCUCUGCCUCUCGGAACUCAAACUGGCUGACGAAGCUCUCAAAGCUAACCCUAAAUCGUACUGGGUCUGGAACCACCGCCGCUGGCUGCUCGAAAACAUGCCGGAGCCGACAUGGGCGCGGGAGCUGAAGCUGCUGGGCGGGUUGUUGGAUAUGGAUGCGCGAAACUUCCACGGAUGGGGCCACCGCCGCUACGUAAUCGCAGCCUCGCAUGCACGAACCCCACUCGAGGAGUUCAACUACACGUCGGAGAAGAUUGCGCAGAACUUCUCCAAUUAUUCGGCGUGGCAUUAUCGGAGUAAAGUGCUGCUGCUGGCGUUCGACGAUGAAAAGGAGCGGGAGGGGGUGUUGGAUAAAGAAUUCGAACUAGUCCGAAACGCAAUCUACACGGAACCCGCAGACCAGAGCGCGUGGCUGUACCAGCGGUGGCUGCUAAGCCUCGUUGAAAACGACACAACCCGCUGGGAAUCCGAGCUUCAGUCCGUGCGCGAACUCGUCGAUCUUGAGCCGGAUAGUAAAUGGGCCCUCCUAACAAUGGUCCACAUGCUCACCAAACUCUCCAACCCCGAAAGCCUGACCGAAGCCCGCGAGAUCCUGCAGAGGCUGGAGGUGAUUGACCCGGAUCGGAGGGAGUAUCAUCGGGAUUUGGCGAGGGCGCUUUCUUGA